This is a messenger RNA of Dovyalis caffra, 1779 nucleotides long. The record is from the annotation of a GenBank genome assembly. Lineage: Eukaryota; Viridiplantae; Streptophyta; Magnoliopsida; Malpighiales; Salicaceae.
AUGGCUGGCGAGAAAGAUCAAACUGAAAUUGAUCUUAAAAUCAAGGCUGCACUUAUGCGUUUGGAUCAAUGCCAUGUAAAGAGGAAACAAGAGGUGGCUGAAUUGAUUUCCAAAAACAAAAGUGAAAGUGAGACUAUCCUGGCUGAAAUUGAAGCACUGAUGAAACUUCAAGAAGAUACACAUUAUGAGAGAGAGAAAGAAAGACUUUCAAGGAAAUCAACAAUGGCUGACAAAGAUCUUGAUGCAAUUCACGCUGAACUUUCAAUCCUGAAAAUUGACACUCGAGGAUUAGGCUCUAUUAUGAAUCAAUUGGUGAAAAAAAUUGAUGAUCGAGACAAGUUGAUCAGGGAAGAAGUCGGUAGGUGGAAUGAGUUCAUGGAAAGUUUUCUUCUUUCUCGUGAAAGAACCAAUGUAAAAUCAAGCACACAGAUUGAUUCUGCCAAGAAAUCAGCUCAUCCUGAUGAAUUCAAGAAAGAAGAAAACAUUGGGAAUAAAGGGUCGAAGACUGGAGUUGGUGAAAAAGAUUUGAAGAUAGCUGCUGAUUGUGACCAACUAGAGUCAAGAAAUAUGGAAGAAUCAGAUCAAGAAAUGCAAGAGUCGGUUCUUGGAAGUGAAGAACAUUAUGUGAAUUUGAUGAACUCAACAAUAGCUGCCAUCUUUGAUCAAUCCAAAAACUCUGAGGCUGCUUUUCGUACAAGCGUAGAAGAUUUCAGUAAAAGGAUGUACACUUUGAUUCAUGGAAUGAAAGCUGAUUUCAAGAAAGAUCUACAUGGUGCGAAGAAGACUAGUGUUCUGAAGUGGCUAAAACAACAUGCUGAAUCGAAAGAGGAUUAUGAAGCAAUAAAGGCUGAAGUAGGUAAACUGGCAACUAAGCUCUUAACCCUGCUUUCCACUCUCAUGCUUCUGAUGUUAGAGAGUGAAGAAAUGCAUGCAAAGUUACAAGUAUUUAAAUCUUCAAUCAAAUGGCUAAUCGAAGAUGCGGAUUCUCUGGUGACUCGAAUGAUAGUUUCUGUAAUGGAGACGAUAGAAUACAGAGUAAAAAGGCAGAGAAAAAUAAUGGUGGAGUCACGUCAGGAAACACCCGUAAGCAUGGAUAUGACAAUACACAACCAAUUUGAAAGAGUCGUUCUUCAAAUUCUUGAUGGAAUUAAGCAUUUGGAUUGCAUUCUAAUGCAUCAAGGACAAAAUGAUUCAAAUGAGUCGGUCAAUGAUUUCCGUAAACGGAAGGCUCUUAGCAAUAGCUUUCUAAGAAGCCGCCAUCUAUCACUUCCCUCCAACCGGCAGAACUUCCCAGAGACACCAUCCAACGAGAAUAUGACCGAUUACCUAUUAACAACAACGCCGCUUACAAAGAAGAAAGACAUCGACUCCAUUAUCAGAGACACCAUCGACAAGGUCCUCGUCCUCCGCUUUGGCCGCGCCUCCGAUCCCGUUUGUCUCCAUCUCGACGACAUCUUAUCAAAAUCAGCACGUGAGGUUUCGAAAUUCGCUACAAUAGCCUUAGUAGACAUCGAUUCCGAGGAUGUUCAAGUUUACAUAAAAUAUUUCGAUAUCACUUUGGUUCCUUCUACUGUCUUCUUCUUCAAUGCUCAUCAUAUGAAAAUGGAUUCUGGGACUGCGGAUCAUACUAAAUGGGUUGGUGCUUUUCACAGAAAACAAGAUUUUAUUGAUGUAGUCGAGGCCAUAUUCAGAGGGGCCAUGAAAGGCAAGCUGAUUGUGAAUUGCCCACUGCCCCCAGAGCGGAUACCCAAAUAUCAGUUGUUGUACAAAGACUUGUGA